Messenger RNA from Dipodomys spectabilis (banner-tailed kangaroo rat), 3404 nucleotides. It is a transcript of the gene Sema4a, whose product is annotated as semaphorin 4A. Gene Ontology annotation, molecular function: chemorepellent activity; semaphorin receptor binding. Gene Ontology annotation, biological process: negative chemotaxis; semaphorin-plexin signaling pathway; positive regulation of cell migration. The coding region runs from base 353 to 2635 and encodes 760 amino acids. The transcript is spliced from 15 exons. The record is from RefSeq and is a predicted model, not a curated record. Lineage: Eukaryota; Metazoa; Chordata; Mammalia; Rodentia; Heteromyidae.
UGUGAAGCUCACUCUGUUUCUGCUUGAUAUUACCAGUGGACUCUUUGGAUCUGACUCCAGAGGUUCAGGCAUGAGGGGUUACACUGCUGCUGGGGGUAGGGCUUAGAAUACCCUUAUGUCCACCUGGCUCUUUGCUGGAUUUGAUCUGGAGAUGGAGACCCUCAAGGAGGCAGCAGGUAGGAACUGGCGGCCUCACCUCAGGAUGGAGUCAGGAAUCCCCUAGAGUGAUUGUUUCUUAACAGCCUAGAGAAGACAGAGAUUGCUACCCUCCCACCCUUCCACUCACUAUCUCCAUCCAACUGCACUUCCAACCCUGGGAGAAGAGCCAUCGGCUGACAGCCUCUGGCUGAGCAUGGCCCUCUCAGCUCUGGGCCUGGACCCCUGCAGCCUCCUGGGACUUUUCUUCUUCCAACUGCUCCUGCUCCUGCUGUCACCAGCCACCACCAUGGAUAAUGGGAAGGGACCUAUGCCCAGAGUCAAAUACUAUGCAGGAGAUGGACGCAGGGCACUUAGCUUCUUCCACCAGAAAGGUCUCCGGGAUUUUGACACUCUGCUCCUGAGUAGCGAUGGAAACACUCUCUAUGUGGGUGCUCGAGAGGCCAUUCUGGCCUUGAAUAUCCAAGAUCCAGGAGUUCCAAGGCUGAAGAACAUGAUAUCUUGGCCUGCCAGUGACAGAAAAAAGAGUGAAUGUGCCUUAAAGAAGAAGAGCAAUGAGACACAGUGUUUCAACUUCAUUCGUGUCCUGGUCUCUUUCAAUGAUACUCAUCUCUACGCCUGUGGGACCUUUGCCUUCAGCCCGGCUUGUACCUUCAUUGGACUCCAAGAUUCCCACCUGCUGCCCAUCUUGGAGGACAAAGUCACAGAAGGGAAAGGCCAAAGCCCCUUUGACCCUGCUCACAAGCACACAGCUGUCUUGGUGGAUGGGAUGCUCUAUUCUGGCACCAUGAACAACUUCCUGGGCAGUGAGCCCAUCCUGAUGCGUACACUGGGAUCUCAACCUGUUCUCAAGACUGACACCUUUCUCCGCUGGCUGCACCCGGACGCCUCCUUCGUGGCAGCCAUCCCUUCGACCCAGGUUGUCUACUUCUUCUUCGAAGAGACAGCUAGCGAGUUUGACUUCUUUGAGAGGUUGCACACAUCCCGGGUGGCCAGAGUCUGCAAGAAUGACGUGGGCGGUGAAAAGCUGCUGCAGAAGAAGUGGACCACCUUCCUGAAGGCCCAGCUGCUCUGCGCUCAGGAGGGGCAGCUGCCGUUCAACGUCAUCCGCCACGCGGUCCUGCUGCCCGCAGAAGCUCCCUCGGUUCCCAGAAUCUAUGCAGUCUUCACCUCCCAGUGGCAGGUUGGAGGGACCCGGAGUUCUGCAGUUUGUACUUUCUCGCUCACGGACAUCGAGCGUGUCUUUAAAGGAAAGUACAAGGAACUGAACAAAGAAACUUCACGCUGGACCACUUAUAGAGGCCAUGAGACUGAUCCCCGGCCAGGCAGUUGCUCCGUGGGCCCUUCCUCUGAUAAAGCCUUGACCUUCAUGAAGGACCAUUUCCUGAUGGAUGAGCAGGUGGUGGGGGCACCCCUGCUGGUGAAGUCUGGGGUGGAGUACACACAGCUUGCCGUGGAGACAGCCCAGGGCCUUGAUGGACGCAGCCAUCUGGUCAUGUACCUGGGGACCUCCACAGGGUCCUUGCACAAAGCUGUGCUGAGUGGACACAGCACUGCUUAUCUGGUGGAAGAAAUCCAGCUGUUUCCUGACCCCGAACCUGUUCACAACCUGCAGUUGGCUCCCACCCAGGGUGCAAUAUUUGUAGGUUUCUCAGGAGGGGUCUGGAAGGUUCCCCGAGCCAACUGUAGUGUCUAUGAAAGCUGUGUGGACUGUGUCCUUGCCCGAGACCCCCACUGUGCCUGGGACCCUGAGUCAAGAAUUUGCCGCCUUUUGUCCAACCCCAACCUGAGCUCCUGGAAGCAGGACAUGGAGCGAGGGAACCCGGAGUGGGCCUGUGCACAUGGCCCCAUGGGCAGGAGCCACCGGCCUCAGAGCCGCCCUCAACUCAUUAAAGAAGUCUUGGUUGUCCCCAACUCCAUCUUGGAGCUCCCCUGUCCCCACAUGUCAGCGCUGGCCUCUUACCGCUGGAGUCAUGGCAAGGCGGCAAUCCCAGAAACCUCCUCUGCCAUCUACAAUGGCUCCCUCUUGCUGUUGCCUCAUGAUGGAGUUGGAGGCCUCUACCAAUGUGUGGCCACUGAGAACGGCUUUUCAUACCCUGUGGUUUCUUACUGGGUAGACAGCCAGGACCAGCUCCUAGCCAUGGAUCCUGAACUGGCUGGCGUUCCCCGAGAACGUGUGGAGGUCCCAUUAACCAGAGUUGGCGGGGCUGCCAUGGCCGCCCCGCGAUCCUACUGGCCUCACUUUCUUGUUGUCACCGUCCUCCUUGCUUUAGUGCUUUCUGGAGCCCUCAUCAUCCUCCUAGCCUCUCCGCUAGGAGCUCUCCGGGCCCGAGGCAAGGUCCAGGGCUGUGGGACUCUGCCCCCUGGGGAGAAGGCACCAUUGAGCAGGGAGCAGCGCCAACAGCCUCCCAAGGAACACAGGACCUCUGCUAGUGACACGGACACUGACAACAACCACCUAGGCACUGAGGUGGCCUGAAUUCUGGACAUAGGCUGGGCUGUUGAGAAGGGCAGGCCCCUGGCCAUGCUGGCUUCAGCAGAGGCACCCUGAGCAAUUCCCAGACAAAGCUGGGAAUGGCACAGAGACCACCUUGCUCCCAUGGCAGAAGCCAUUUCUACCACUCUGUGCCACUGAUAAUGCCCCAUAGGGCUAUACAUGGCAGCCUGCAUUCCCUGUGUCAAUCUUCCUUGUGCCAAGCACAUGGAAGGCUCUGUAACCCCAGCUGCCCUAGAUCUGACCCUGCCUUAUGACAGGAGGAGCUGGAGAGGAUCUUCUGGCCAUUGCUGAGACCUUAUUGGACACUUAACUGUCCCAGGAGACCCUGGAAAAACCACCAGUUCCAGGGCUUUUUGGUAAUAAGCGCAAAACAUCCCAACAGCAUGAGCUAAGAUGUCACCCCCGAAGACUGCCCUCUGAAAGCAGCUACAGCCUCGGACGCCAACUCCUCCCUCUCCUGGAGGUCUCUAGGGUCCUGAAGGAAGCUGUUCCCUCAUGUUCCCCUUGUCAACUAUGUGCUGCUGACUCCAACGAAGUCUUUCCUGAAGUCUGACUACCUUCCUUCUUGUUCCCGUUUGGGUAGAUUGUUACUCUUUCUGCCCUUCCCCCAACAGCAGGGGUCAUCUGAGCCUUGUUCACUCCUUUACCCUGGCAGACCCCUGGAACUGUUCAUUUCCCCUUCCCUUUGUUUUGGGAUUCAGAAAACAGCUUGUCACAGACAGUUUUAUUUUUUAUUAAAAAGAGAAAGCUU